Messenger RNA from Rubroshorea leprosula, 1361 nucleotides. The record is from the annotation of a GenBank genome assembly. NCBI's taxonomy places the organism in Eukaryota, Viridiplantae, Streptophyta, Magnoliopsida, Malvales, Dipterocarpaceae.
AAAAAAAAAAAAAAAAAAGGGGGACUCACACUCACUUCAAUCCAGUGCAAUCUCUGUUGUAAUUUGUUGUUUUGUGCUAUGGAUGAACUUUGUUUAAUUAAUGCUUGUUUAAGUAAUAUUUGUUUUAUUUUGCAUUGUAAUAAGCUGUCAAGCAGAUUUGAGAAAUUUCUUGUUUUAUGUUUUGUGACUAUUAACUAUAUCAACCUCAACAUCUUAAUUUCUUUAAUCACAUUAUUGUUCAACUCUUGUGGCAAUUGAACCCACAUAUAUAUAUGUAGGCCACAGCAGACCCAAGGUAUGUAUGUAUACAAUUGUAUGAAUUUCUCUCAUAUUCUUUUGAUCUAUCAAUUUAGUUAAACUCUUUUGUGGCUAACUUGACAGUCUCUGUUACUUACCUUUAGAUUUUAUGCAGCCAACACACCCAUACUUGGAGAUCAACAAUUAUUUUCAAGUCCAAAAUAGGCUCUUAUAUACUGCUUCUCUGAAGUUGGGCCCUAGUGCUCAGCAUCUGACGUAAUGGAGUUUUUGUGAAUUAGAUAUAUAUGAGUUGGUAUAGUUGGCCUAUUGUUCAACUCUUGCCAUAACAGACCCAAGUUCCCUGCUAGAGCACACUUCUGCAGCCCUUCAUCGUCUUUCCUCCUGCUUUCAGAUUGUGCUUUCUUCUAUACUAGCUGCCUCUACCUUCCUAUUCUACCCUGUGAUUCAUGUGUGAUCAUAUGAAAGUGAAAGGAACAGCAACUACUCACGCGUUGCCUGUACGUACCAACAUUCCAUCACAUCUUUUUCUAAUUAAAGAAUUUUGUGUAAUUAUUAGUUGUUCAAGAUUGAAGAAUUUGUUUCCCUUUGAAAAACUGCGAGCUCUUCACAUUCAUGAUUGCAAAGAGUAAUAGCAUAGAAAAAAGAGGAAGGAAAUCAGACAAUGGAUGGAAGAGCUACAUUCACUCUUCCAAAAUUAACCUACUUUGGGACUUACAUGACGAAACAGAAUUGAAGAGAACCUGCUUGAGCAAUGGAACAUCAUCAAGAAAAUCACUGGCACUACCAAUAAUAGGACGUGGAGCCCGACCGUUUCACAGCUGAUUGGAUGGCUAAAAAUAGUCUUAAAAUCAUCUUGUGUUUGAAAUCCCUUCCAAGGGUAUUUUGGCAUAUCAUUCUUGCUGAAGCUGAUAGUAUUGCAUCCCUAGAAUUACUAAAUAAGUCAUACCCUUUUGAGUCAUGAAGCAUAUAUAUCAUAUAAGGCUUAGCAAAUCAGCACUCUGUCAAUUUCAAAACAUUGAAAUUGAGAGGAGUUCAAAUUCGGAUCAUCAAUAUAUGUGAUUUAAUUUGAUUCCGCAAGCAGAUUGGUGUCAUUUUUACCAUCA